Messenger RNA from Triticum turgidum subsp. durum (durum wheat), 861 nucleotides. The record is from the annotation of a GenBank genome assembly. NCBI's taxonomy places the organism in Eukaryota, Viridiplantae, Streptophyta, Magnoliopsida, Poales, Poaceae.
AUGAGCGACGACGUGAUAUGGCACUGCAUCCGCCACAACCACUGCAGCUUCAUGGCCAAGAUCGAGACGGGGAUAUUCUGCCGGAACCCCUACAACGCCACCGGCAUAUGCAACCGGAGCUCCUGCCCGCUCGCCAACAGCCGCUACGCCACCAUCCGGGACCACGACGGUGUAUUCUACUUAUACAUGAAAACUGCUGAAAGGGCUCAUCUGCCAAAAAAAUUAUGGGAGAGAGUCAAACUACCCAGGAACUAUGAGAAGGCAAUGGAAAUCAUCAACAAGCAUCUUGAAUUUUGGCCCAAGCUACUUGUGCACAAGAUCAAACAGCGUCUGACAAAAAUGACUCAGUAUCGGAUAAGAAUGAGGAGACUCCAACUUAAAGUGAGAGAGAAGAUAAUGACAGUUCCCAGGAAGAAAACUCAGCGUGAUCUCCGAAGAUUGGAGAAAGCUGAAAAGGCUGCUCAACUAGAUAAGAGUAUUGAAAGUGAGCUAAAGGAACGUCUGAGGAAAGGUGUUUAUGGUGAAAUAUAUAAUUUCCCCUUCAAGCAGUUUGAUACCAUCCUUGACAUGGAAAAGGAUGAGUUGGCUACUGAGAUAGAAGAGGAAAAAGAAGGUGAGAUAGAGUAUGUUGAAGGCGAUGAUAUCGAGAUGGGUGACAUGGACGAUAUGGAAGAUUUUGAAGGUUUUGGUGAUGAAGAUGAUGAUGGAGAUGAAGAUGAUGAUUUGGAUGAGCCAGCAACAAAGAAGCCCAAGCUACCAGGCUCCGAUUCAAGGUCAAAGAUUGGGCGGAAGUCUACGAAGGUUAUCACAGAGGUGGAAGAAGACGAGGACAGGGGUAGCAGGCAAAGGACGCGAAUGUGA